This is a messenger RNA of Pangasianodon hypophthalmus (striped catfish), 5322 nucleotides long. RefSeq names its product MAGUK p55 scaffold protein 2a (gene mpp2a). The transcript has 13 exons. Gene Ontology annotation, molecular function: protein binding. The coding region runs from base 142 to 1776 and encodes 544 amino acids. The record is from RefSeq and is a predicted model, not a curated record. NCBI's taxonomy places the organism in Eukaryota, Metazoa, Chordata, Actinopteri, Siluriformes, Pangasiidae. Gene Ontology annotation, cellular component: plasma membrane; cell-cell junction.
UUGCCCCUUUAAGACCACAGCGCGGAUCUGAACGGUCGCGAGCGCAUCACGGAGCAAGACAACACACACAGGCAGGCACGCGCGCGCGCGCACGGACGCUCGCGGAUCCAGAAGCCGGAUACAGACAGAGAUUGCGUCAUCAUGCCUGUGGCCGCCACUCACACGGAGCCUGCUCUAUCGCAGGCGGAUGCUCUGAGUGACAGCACCAGCUCCGCCACUGCCAAUGACCUCGACCUCAUCUUCCUCAAAGGCAUCAUGGAAAGUCCAGUGAACGCUGAGAGUCCAGAGGAACCUCGUCUCGAGGCUGUGGGGGACAGAAACAUGGAGCUGCUGCAGGACAUCCUGAGGGACCUGAGUCCGAUCACACAUCGCAGUAACACAGCUGCUGAGCUCUCAAACAUCCUCAACCAACCACAUUUCCAGUCUCUCCUGGAGACCCACGACUCGGUGGCCUCUAAGACGCGUGAAACUCCUCCGCCGAGCCCACAGGCCUCCGUGGAAUCGAACCUGCCGCCGGUCCCCGCUGACGCCGUGCGCAUGGUGGGCAUCCGCAAAGUGGCCGGGGAACACUUGGGCGUGACAUUUCGAAUUGAGAACGGAGAGCUGGUGAUCGCGCGGAUCCUUCACGGCGGGAUGAUCGAUCAGCAGGGUCUCCUCCACGUAGGGGACAUCAUAAAGGAAGUGAACGGUAAGGACGUAGGGGACGACCCACGCGUUCUCCAGGAGAUGCUGCAGGAGGCCAGCGGCAGCAUCGUGCUCAAAGUCCUCCCCAGCUACCAGGAGCCCCAGCCCCCCAGACAGGUCUUUGUGAAGUGCCAUUUUGAUUACGACCCGGCCAGUGACAACCUGAUUCCCUGUAAGGAAGCCGGACUGCAGUUCAGCAGUGGAGACGUUCUGCAGAUCGUCAACCAGGAGGAUGUCAACUGGUGGCAGGCUCGACGGGUCCAGGGAGGAAGCGCCGGGCUCAUCCCCAGUCAGCUGCUGGAGGAAAAGAGGAAAGCUUUUGUAAAGAGAGAUGUGGAGCUCCCACCAGCAGGCACACUGUGUAGCGGGAUUGGCGGCAAGAAGAAGAAGAAAAUGAUGUAUCUGACCACUAAAAAUGCAGAUUUCGACAUGCAUGAGCUGAUGAUCUAUGAGGAAGUGGCCCGGGUUCCUCCGUUCAAGAGGAAAACGCUGGUUCUGAUCGGAGCUCAGGGAGUCGGGCGGCGCAGUCUAAAGAACAAGCUUCUGGUUUCUGACCCUCAGCUGUUUGGAACUACAAUUCCCUACACUUCCAGGAAGCCUAAAGCAGGCGAGAAGGAGAACAGGAUGUAUGCCUUCACGACCAGAAGCAAAAUGGAGGCUGACAUCAAAGCAGGCCGUUACCUGGAGCACGGCGAAUACGACGGAAACCUAUACGGCACCAAGAUCGACUCCAUCCACGAAGUAGCCGAGGCAGGACGUCUCUGCAUCCUGGACGUCCACCCACAGGUUCUGAAGAUCUUGAGGACAUCAGAGUUCCUGCCUUACGUAGUUUUCAUCGAUGCUCCAGAGUUUGAGGUGCUCAGAUCUAUGAACAGAGCAGGCAUCGAGGCAGGAGUGGUCAGCAAAGAGCUAACGGAUCCCGAGCUGAACAGGAUACUGGAUGAGAGCUGGAGGAUUAAGAGGGCGUACGGACACUACUUUGACCUGACCAUCGUAAACGACGGCCUGGACGGAGCGUACAGCAGACUGAAGGCCGCCUUAAAGAAGCUGAGUGGAGUUCAACAGUGGGUUCCAGUUAGCUGGGUGUUUUAGAAAACUGCCCUCAUUCACAAACUUCAUCCCUUAUUUCAUUUAGUGACUUUACAUGGAAGUUAGUUUAUUUAUUUAUUUAUUUAUUUAUUGGUGGUAAACCUGAGUGAGAGUGUGUUUUGUAGCUUCUACCUGCCCUUCUCAUACGGUGCUGUACGCAGUUACAGCGAAACAGUUUCUGAGUGGCAAACGUUUCUGCUAAAAAAAUAAAAUAAAAUAAAAAAAAUAGGCUGUGUCUCAAAUCACACAUCAUUUGAGUGUUAAUAACUACAAAUAGAUAGAGCCUGAUGAACAGCUAGUAUCACUAGAAGCAUCACUGCUGUUUACAUCACAUGUAUUUUUAACAAGAAGUGAAAUUUAACUCCACUUAGGACAAGUCUGCACUAAUCACCAAUACUGUAGAUUACAAUAGCAUUAAUAAGCAUUAUUUUAAGCGUUAGGUGAUAGUAUGUGAUUUGAGACACAGCAGUAAAAAGUAUUUAAUAACACACACACACACACACGAUGACAGCUAAAGGACAAAGGGACUAUAACAAAUGUCCAAAACUCUUGCACUAAUACAUCAGGGAGAAAAACAUGCAGUCCGCUACCAAGAACUGCUUUACAGUUUUUACUUCUUUAAUGUGCACUAAUUCAAGUUCAUAGAACUUUUUAUUAACUAAAAGCAGUAGGAUGAUAAAGCAUAGGAAAGCUGUACUGAUUGGGUGAAUGUAUAGCAAGUCUGAAAUAUACAAAUCCAAAUGCAGAAAAAAAGCAAAGAUUCAAAAGUUUCAUUGUGGAAAAUUCCAAAACCUCUCAGAGAGAAUAAGCAAAGGUUUAAAAAAAAUGCAGGAUAAAAUACAAAAUCAGACUUUAAUAGCUGUGAGUAUGAGUAGCCUGUAACUAUGAGCCUAUAUAGACAAUUAACAUGCAACAGAAAAAAAAUAGUGUGAUGUCCCUAAUGACGCCCUACUCCUCACUCCCUACAAUCAGCAGUGUGCACUUACUAAAGGUCUGCGUGUGGAAACGUUUAAACCUGAUAACACCAGCAAAAAAACAUGUACACUAAUUUAUUAACAGGGACUGUGAAGGACUGUGACUUUCACACGACUCACAUGACUUCAUGUGACGUGAGCGAAACAGUAUGUCUUGUCCAGCUUUGUUUGUUUGCUUUAAUGUAUAUGCAGUUUGAGGCAUUUCAACCAAAAAGUGGAAAUCCGGGUGGAGUCAGUGCAAAUGGAUUCACGUCUCAUCUGCAGUGCGAUUUAUUAUACCUGGCUGGAAGACAUUUCCGAUAAUGGCAAUUCCACAGCCAAAUUAAAACACAUAAAGAGCAUGUAUUAAAUUUGUAGAAGCCCGUUUCCACAAGAUUGAGACAAAAAUGAAAGAUCUGAACAACCUAUGGCUAUAAUAAACAAACAGCACAUCCAGCUCCACCUCCAACACGCCCAGUUUUUGUGCAGUUCAGUGCAUGUGUCUGGGUAAAUCAGUUUUGGUGAUAUAAGAAGAAUACAACACUUCAAGAUGUGGGUCCAUGCUGUUGAUUGUUUUCCUAGAACAGCACAGCCCCAAGUGUUUUAUUCUUUACUUAAUAUUGCUCACUAUCACAGCAAAACAGAAAACAAGCAUGACUACACAACAAUUCUCUAUCUCUAUCUCUCUCUCUCUCUCUCUCUCACACACACACACACACACACACACACACACACACACACACACACACACACACACACACAGCAAUGACCUUUGCAGCCACUGCACUAUUUGGGCACUGCUUUAAAAAAAGUCACAGCACAAAAUGCAAACACUGGCACAGCAACCAUGAGCAAACAACAGCAAAGCCAGUCAUAUUACUCACUCAUUUCAGCAAAAAGGUCAUCCAAGAUGGUGUUUAAUUCCAAACUCUGCCUCUGAAGAGCCUAAUGAAGAGUUUAACCAAUCCAUUUCAUACUUCCUGAAACAUCCUGCUCCUCAGAUACACCUACUUCCAGUCAUGAAGAUCAACUUUGCGCUGCUGAACUUUUAGAAACUAAACACUUCAAGCAAAGCCAAGCAAUGUAAUUGGAGGGCCAAUUAGCAACUUCCAGAUCACGUGAUCCAAUUAAACACUUCCUAUUGGAUCUCUGUAAAAAUGAGGAAACGUGACUGAUUAGCCUACAUUUCAAAUUCCAAAACUGUUUUGUAUAACUAGUGUUAUAUCUCAUGAGGAAGAAGUUUCAGGUGAAUAUGAAGCUAAUGCUAUUAAAUUUAGGUUUAAUAGAUUAACAUUUAUUUGGCUAUCAUGGUCUACUACAAAGCGCUAACACAGUGAGGAGUAAUCAGCUAGCCACGCAGUGACGUCAGCGCCCGGGCUCACCUGAGUCACGCGCCCAGGUACGCCUCAGGACUUCCCCUCUGAGCACGUCACUGAUUUGCCUGUCAUAUAAAAUAUUUUUUUUAAAAAGUGAACAUAAUAUCCAGGACCAAAUAAUAAGGACCAAAUGUUUUAAAAUAAAAGCAGUUCUUGGUAGUGGACUCACACUUUUAAAGACACUACUGUAGUUUCCCUUACAGAAAAAUCCCAUACAUUUCACACGUGAUAAUGUAUUUCACCUGGCCAUGCACGUGAACGGAAAUAAACACGUGAGCUCACUGGUGGAUUUGUGUGAGAAAAAUCACACCAUUAUUCCUGUAAAAAAAUAAUAAAAACACUACAUGUGAGUGUUGUGGGAAACAUGACACGUGAAGGGUCCUAAAAACCACAUACCCACACACCCACACAUACACACACACACACACACUAUAAUCUUGUGAUUAUUCACACGUGAAGUUGUGACUUUUCUGUAAGGGUCAGUAUUGAGGUAAAACCAGAUUCAAUCCUCACAUCACUGUUUUUAUAAUAAAAUUAUAUAAACCUGUAAUAUUGACCAAGGCAAUAGUUAAUAGUCUGGUGUUUUUCUACCAAAUUCUAUUUUAUUAUAUUUCGUGUGUGCUUUCUUAAACUUUACUCGUCAUGCACGUCCACGUUGUAGUACUGUAGGAUUUUAUUUUAUUUUUCACACCAUGGAGGCUUGUAUUUAAAUCCCACAUUAUAUCUUUAUUGUUUCAUUGCAGAAUAAGUAUACAUACAGUAGCAGCUCAGUUGCCCAGAAACCUGCAGUAUGUCAGAUUAGUGACAGUGUUGUCGCUUAUUUCGUGCUGAUUGUGAACAAAUAGAUAAGUAAUGGAGAAUCCAAAGUAAGCAUGUCAUCUGUGAAGUGUUUCCUCACUGCAUGUGUUUAUGUGGUAUUAAAUCAUCCACUGCUUUGCAUAAAAAAACAACAAAACAGAUGUGUUGUUAUCUGCUCUAUGAUGAUCUCCAUACUGAAAAUCGACUCAUAUUCAUUCAUGCAAGUUGUAAGCAUUGAUACUGGCAGCUAUUGUGUAUGAAGGGUGUGAAUAUACUAAUGAGGAAUUUAAAUAAAGCUCACUGUGUUUGUUCUUUGAUAUUUUCUACAUGAUGUAGCUACACUGAAUGUCUAGGCUACAAGGGUUUACAUUUGUCCUGUUCUGCUUGUGAUACGUUUUUCUGAAAUAAAUGUCUGAAACAAA